ACUGAGCCCUGGUGAUGGGAUGUACCCAACGUGUAGAGAUGUAAACAGUGCUCUCCUGAGGAACUGGUUGGCAUGUCCCCUCAAAAAGACCAUGAAAUCUGGGAUUGCUCACUUCGAUGUUUGUUGGAGGGGGGUGGUCUUUCUCUUCUACCAGCUGAUCGGGGUGUCCUUGAAGGGUAUUUGUUGGUUGCUCAAAUGGCAGAUCGAAACCUGAAACCAAACAGUGGCCAGCUGAUCCGGGAGUGCUUUAGCUGCUCUCGUUCGCAUGUGGUCGUGGUCGCCUUCCCCCACCGAACGGGCGAGGUAUAUUCAGGCCUUGAUGGUGAUGGUGACCUCUGGACAAGUGAUCCUGGGGCGACAAAAUCCCAUCGAACCAUUGUGGAUGACCUACUACGUUUUCAUGACCUUGAGCUUCGACAACAUGUUGGUGAAGUUCAUCAUGUACGUCCGCACCAUGGAGCGGCACACCAUUUGGAAGGUGGAGAUUUCACAUCCAGAGACGCCCACCUCAAGGACCCGCAGCCAGAGGUUGGAUUUCGCACAACGGCUGGCGGUGCUUUGGGUGCCAUUGGUCUUGGCUGCCUCUGUCAGCAUCCUCUGCAGGGUCUUCAACGUGCUGCCCAUCACACUGCUGCGCUAUGGCCCCGUUUCCAAUGAGAAGCCGGUGGUCAUGUUCUCCUCAUUGUCUCUUCCUGCGGGCUGUUGCCCAUCCGUGGCUAGCAUCAACAACAGCUAUGCCGACACUGUGAGUGUGAGUGUGCCGUGCCUCUCUCCAGAAGCGCCCGAAGAUUGGCCCAAUCGGCCGUUGGUGUAUUGGGUUGCUUCUCCCAGCCACAAGGCAAUGCCAACGAGCCUUCAGAUUCGAGAGGGGCGUACCAGUGAUGGCUCCAAGGCCUUGCUCGCAGGACAUGUGGAAGCGAAGCCCUUGGAGUUGUGGCCCUGGAUGAGUCGUCAUGGCUACGAGGCCCAAGACAUCGACACCGUGCUCGGGAAGCUCAACGAUGAGACCCUGGGCAUCGGGCUGUACCACCGCACCUUCGCCUAUGUGGCAGAGAUCCAAGUCCAUCCGUUCCCCUGGUUUGAGGAGGUGGCGAUCUAUGCCAUCGCCCGGAACCGAGUUACAGGUGCCUUGAGCCCAAAGCCCGCAGUGUCCAAUGUGCUGCAUGGCAAGAGGUGCCCACCUCACUGCGAGAUCUGUGAUCGACAAGGCCAAUGUCGCCGGUGCCAGGAGGGCUUCCGGAAAGACAAGGACUCCACUUGCCAUCCCUGCCCUGAAGGUUGCUUGCGCUGUCCACAUGGCACCUCGCAGUGCACCAAAUGCAAGGCCAAGUUUGGUCUGGUGCCCUAUGCCUCCAAGCAGAUCUGCGUGCCAUGCAGCUCCGACAACUGCCAGAGCUGCGAUGGACCAGUACAGGGAGCGAUCCCACCCAGCGCCUUGCCAUGCCACACGUGCGAUCCCUUCUAUGGCCUGGACCUUCAUGGCCAUUGCCAACGCUGCGAGGAUGAGAACUGUCUCCACUGUGAGGGAGGUUCAGGCUGCACCGCCUGUGCAAGCGGCUUCGUUCUGGACUUCGGCGAGAAUGUGACCUGCGCUCUGUGUGGACCAGGCUGUCUCUCUUGCAGCCAAAAGAACGUGUGCUCGCAGUGCCAGGAGGGCUUCAGGCUUACGGCGAAAGGCCAGUGCAAGGCCUGUCGCCCCAACUGCCGAACCUGUGAUGCCGAUGACUACUGCGAGUUUGGUGGUUGCUUUCCGGGCUUUGGAUGGCAGAAGAGGCACUGGGGCUUCCUCAUUCGGCCCGAAUGCGAAGCGUGCCGCGUGCAGCAUUGCGUCAGCUGCGAUCACAAUGCACACUUCUGCACCGAGUGCAGUGAGGACUUCGGCGUCACGACCAGCGGGGGUUGCUUUCGCUGUGGCCUAGGAUGUACCAGUUGCAGGCUCGCUGGCAGCUGCCUACGAUGUAGCGAUGGCUUCGUCUUGCGGGAGCACCAGUGCGAACCGUGUGCAGACCGCUGCCAGAAAUGCACGGCCGCGGGCCCCGCGCACUGCGACCAGGAUGGAUGCUUUCCGGGGUGGACGGCUGUUCAGGCCACCUGGGAUGAGGGACCGCAGAGCUUCGUGUGUCGACCUUGCUCAGAUCCAGACUGCCCCAAGUGUAACAUCAAAGGUCCAGGGAACUGUGAUGAUGUGCCCGAGUGAGAACAACUCUUUCUUGUGC
Molecule: messenger RNA, 2216 nt
Organism: Durusdinium trenchii
Lineage: Eukaryota; Dinophyceae; Suessiales; Symbiodiniaceae
Source: the annotation of a GenBank genome assembly